This is a messenger RNA of Suillus discolor, 591 nucleotides long. RefSeq lists its product as uncharacterized. The transcript has a single exon. Lineage: Eukaryota; Fungi; Basidiomycota; Agaricomycetes; Boletales; Suillaceae. The coding region runs from base 158 to 472 and encodes 104 amino acids. The record is from RefSeq and is a predicted model, not a curated record.
CAACAGCAGUAAUUGCUUGUGAGUCCUUUUUUUUCUUGUCAGAGCACGCGAGUAAUUGCUAAUAAGAUGGCCCACUUACAGGCCCACUUCUUGCUCAAAACUCUCACUUCGGGACUAUCUAUGGAGGGGGUGCUGCGUCGUUACUCGAGAUAUCAGAAUGUGCAAGAGAUUUUGUGGACAUCCAAAGUUGCUGGCAAGCAUCUGGUCAGUUGUAUCCUGCAGAAAAGCUGACAAUAUCACUUACGUGCAACACUGUUUAGACGAUCCUUCGCUCACCAGCGAUCUGAGGGCGUCUGGUCGGGAGUUAAGGAGGUUGGGUACCCAUUCGUUCACGUCUUCUCCUAAGGUUCAUUCCAUGCGCGAUCCUCGGGUUCGUUUCACAGCUGAUUGCUGUGUAGAUCAAAUGCUUGGCAGGCCUCAGGCCUCAGGUACCAGUGCCUGUGUGAAUGUUCCUAUACGUAGUACGGACUAGGUUAGGGUGGCCACUCAACAUGUUCCAACUCGAUGCCAUCAACAUGCAGGCAGAGUAGUAUGCCAGUAGUAUCACUAUCAAGGACGGAGCUGUCGUCUACCAAGGAAUUCAUGGUGAGU